Pyrus x bretschneideri (Chinese white pear) is the source of this 985-nucleotide messenger RNA. Its product is annotated as serine/threonine-protein kinase STY46-like. Bases 163 to 441 code for a protein of 92 amino acids. Gene Ontology annotation, molecular function: protein kinase activity; ATP binding. The transcript is spliced from 3 exons. Gene Ontology annotation, biological process: protein phosphorylation. The record is from RefSeq and is a predicted model, not a curated record. Lineage: Eukaryota; Viridiplantae; Streptophyta; Magnoliopsida; Rosales; Rosaceae.
CUGAGUUUUUGAAAAAACUACAGUUUUUCCAAGGAAAGUGUCUUCGGGAUACAUCAAGGGGAAUUGCGAAUAUAUUUCUUACAUGACAAGGAACUGCGUUGAGUUCAAAUGUUGCUGACUUUGCAAUGUUGUGGUCAGGAUGCAAUUUGUCUAUAAGAAGCUAUGGAAAAGGCAAUUGCUAGUAGUGAGGGGUCAUGGUCAAGAUCUUCACAUUCUCAUUCGGCUGUGGAGAAUGCAUUAUCGGUCAAAGAAAAACUGGGAAGCUGGGAAAUAGACCGAAGAUUAUUAAAGAUAGGAGACAGGAUUGCAUCUGGGUCAUGUGGAGAUUUGUAUCGUGGAAUUUAUCUUGGUCAAGAUGUUGCUGUUAAGAUUUUGAGAUCUGAACAUUUGAAUGACACUCUAGAGGAUGAGUUUGCUCAAGAAGUGGCAAUUUUAAGGUGAAUAAUUUUCUAGCUUUAUCCUCCCUUUGAUCUUGGCUGGUCCCUGCUAGGGAAUUCAUAUGCUUACCAAAUCUAUUGAGAUCUCUUCUCCACUUGUGAAGUUUUAAAGAUCUUCCCAUCAGUUUCUCCCAAUGAAUUUAGAUUAUAAGGGAUAACAUUCAUUGUCCUAAUUCUGGUAAACAGUUGGUUCAAGUAGAACAAGGAUAGGAAAAGGGAUUUUGGAAGGUUACAGCUUUAGUUUCUUUCCACUCUUUUUGUCCUAAGCAUCAAUGCAAUCCUUUAAUCCGAACUGUUUAUUUUUUACGACCUCAUUCAAGAAUCAUUCUUACUAAAAAUCAAUGAAAUCGGAUGGUUUCCACUUUCCACUGAUAUCGGUGGAGCAAACCAAUUUUUCAUUCUAAAUUUUCGAAAUUUUUUGUUAGAAUCAAGUGAAGUAUUGAUGGAACUAAAAAUAUCUUUUUGGAACAUACUUGUACUUUGUUGAUACUGUUAAGCAUUGGAGGCGCUAAUGCUUUUUCUCUUGAGUAUGCAGCAUUUAGGAAGAU